Cottoperca gobio is the source of this 3303-nucleotide messenger RNA. RefSeq names its product RNA pseudouridine synthase domain containing 2 (gene rpusd2). The record is from RefSeq and is a predicted model, not a curated record. The coding region runs from base 25 to 1806 and encodes 593 amino acids. Lineage: Eukaryota; Metazoa; Chordata; Actinopteri; Perciformes; Bovichtidae. The transcript is spliced from 3 exons. Gene Ontology annotation, biological process: enzyme-directed rRNA pseudouridine synthesis. Gene Ontology annotation, molecular function: RNA binding; pseudouridine synthase activity.
AGAAAGACCUCUAGCUAGAAAGCAAUGCACGUGAGCGUGUCGGUUAGAGACUUGAUCAAAUGUAAUUUGCUGUCUUUAUUCUCUUCAGCGCAAACGGGAGUUACCAGGCGUGUAAUUAAUACGAUACAGAGCCACUUUAUUCUGUUUUAUAACGUCUGUCGUCCUCGGAAUCGUUAUUUUCAUUCUCCACGGUGUCAACAGAGACGCUCGACGAUGGAGCAGGCAGCUGUCGCGGAGGUUAACAGCCCGGUGUCAGGGGAGAAAACCACAACGAAAGAGACGACAGAAAGUGGCAAAAGAAAAAGCGACGAGCCGGCCGAACCCGAGAAAAAGGGCCGAGGCAAGAGGCAGAGAGGAGCGGGAGGGAAGAAGCUCCGUCCGGGCGAGAGAUACAUCCCCCCGCCGCAGAAGCGUAACCCGGGUGUCAGCUUCUGCCAGGAGCAUUUCGAUGAGACCUCCUACUACUUUGACGGUGGCCUGCGCAAAGUGCGUCCAUACUACUAUGACUUCAAAACGUACUGCAAAGGUCGGUGGAUUGGGAAGAGUCUUCUGGAGGUGUUCAAGAGUGAGUUCAGAGCUGAGUCCAUUGAGUAUUACCAGAGGGCUGCCAAAGAGGGUCGCAUCCGGCUGAACGAGACACCUGUGGAGGACCUGUCGCUAGUGCUCAGGAACAACGACCAUAUGAAGAACACAGUGCAUCGCCACGAGCCCCCUGUAGUCGGCCAACCCCUGGAGGUUCUGGUGGAUGAUGGUGAAGUGCUUGUGGUCAACAAGCCUGCCUCCAUCCCCGUCCACCCCUGCGGCCGUUUCCGACACAACACGGUGAUUUUCAUCCUGGGAUCGGAGCGGGGUAUCUCUGAGCUCCACACAGUCCACAGACUGGACAGGCUCACAUCUGGAGUGUUGCUGUUUGCCAGGACACUGGAGACAUCACAGAAACUGGACCAGUUGGUGAGAGACAGACAGCUUGAAAAGGAGUAUGUGUGCAGAGUAGAGGGGGAGUUUCCAGAGGAUGAGCGGAUCUGCGAGGAGCCCAUCCUGGUCGUUUCCUUUAAGGUUGGCCUCUGCAGAGUCGACCCGAAGGGAAAAGAAUGCAGAACCGUUUUCCAGAGGCUUAGCUUUAAUGGAAAAACCAGCGUGGUCCGCUGUUUACCCCUGACCGGCCGCACACACCAGAUCAGGGUCCACCUCCAGUACCUGGGCUUCCCCAUCCUCAAUGAUCCCGUCUAUGGGUCCUCCGCCUGGGGUCCUCACAGGGGGAAGGGGGGGCAGCUGGGAAAGAGUAAUGAGGAGCUGCUGCAGGCUCUGAUAGAGGAACAUCGCUCUCAUGAAAGUCUUCACCUGCUGGAUAUUCCAGAUGAUGGUAUUGGGAUUGAAAAAGAGGCGGAGAAAAACAAGACAUCUGAGCAAGUCGAUGCAUCAGAUAGCACCUCUGAACCUAACAAAAGUGGAGAGAGUCAUCAGAAUGACACACGGAGGCCGACAGGCUGUAGCUCGAGCAGUGAGACAGAGGAAAAGGGGAGUCGGGGCUGCAUCGACCCAAACGGUAACAAUCCCUCACUCGAAUCUCAACCCGACACUUCAAAUAGAAAUCAAACAGAAGCAAUAUCUCCUCCAGAGACGAGAGACGCCCUGUGCACUGAAUGUAAGCUAGAACGACGAGAUCCCACAGAGAAGGAACUCAUCAUGUAUCUCCACGCUUUACGCUACAAAGGACCUGAUUUUGAAUAUUCUACACCUUUGCCCGAUUGGGCCAAAGAGGACUGGGUCGAGGCUGAGUGGAGCUUGCCUGAUGCGGACUGCUGAUGACUUUGGCGUUUAGGUUACUUCCUUCGUGUUUUUUAUUUUUUAUUUUUUUUUCUGUGAUGCAAAUGCAAAUCUGUUUUAGCAUAUGUUGAAUAUAGAAAAUAUGUUUUCCCUUGGCCGACGAGCUGCUUUUGCCUUACAAACUAAUAGAAAAUGUAUAUGUAUUCAUUCUCACUUUACUUUAUUUUAAUGUUGAGAAAAUCGUUUUAAUUUCAUUCUUUAAAACCUGUAAUCUGCCCAGUACUCCAACAACGAUUUAAAAUAAAUCAAAAGCCAGUCUGCAGGAAAAUAAAUGUUUUAUUUUAUUUUUCAGUUUUGUGAAAACAUUUCGACAUUAACACCUGUAAUUAAUAAUAGUGGUGGUGACCUUUUUAAGUUCUUCUGUUGAUAGAAAGACUGUGAUUAAUGUUAUUUGACUCUAAGGCAGGUUAUUUUCUGCUGAGUGCUUUUAAAGUGAAGACUCAAUGAAGAAUUGUGAUUAUACAGUCAAGAUGUCAAAAGCAAACACUUCUUACAAAGAGAAAGCUGAAAAUAACGCGGCACAUUAGACACAAGUCUCUUGUCUUUGUGUUGAAUCACCACCACUGCACCUCUAACACCUCUUUUUUCAUACAUCACAUCAAGGACCAUACACACAUCUCUUGUUUGGGACCAUACACACAUCUCUUGUUUUACUCUUUUAAAGGACACCCCCUUUUCACAAAACACACAAUUUUCGUUGUUUCUGAAACAACCUUGUUGAAAGACAUUUGGCACAUGCUGUUCAUGUCAUAAAUACAGUUAUUUGCACAUACACACAUCUGAUGUGACAUCCCAGCUGUGGGGUGUAAAUAAAGGCUUCCUUAGAUGAUUCUGUUGGAGUUCUGCUUAACAGCGCUGCAGCGAGGUCUGUACAAAUUGUUAGCGAUUGAAGCAGUUGCAUGUGAUGCUACAAAUACAGCUUUGGGAACAGAAAUAAGAGCAAGACAUACACUGACAUCCAAGUAUCGUGGAGUAGUACGCACCUUAAUUCGCCAACCGUGUAUAAACCCACAUAUAGUGUUAUAUCUGCAUUAGAAACCCUUUUUUGCCUUUUUAGUACAGUAAGUAAACAUAAAAAAAAAGGUUUUGACACUGACGUGACUCUUAAUUUAACAGUGAAACACUAAAUGCAAACAAGCCAUGACACUACGAAGGACACAUUACUACAUGUAGCUUUCUACGUCGUGGUCACAAAGGACAUACUGUACAUAUCAUCUCCACAAAGUGCAAAAUCAACUGACCGAAGUUAAGUGAAACUUUACUACUCAAUGCAGCUCUUUUUCUGUAUAGCUCACAUUUAUCUUUUAAUACCCAGAAGUCCAUGAAUGUAUAUGGCUCAUUGAGGUCAACUCCAGCAUGGAGAAAGGCCAGCGGCUGCACUCGGGCGACACUGUAUUUUGCUGUAACCCAGUCUGUACAGAUGUUAAAAAAUUCCAGGCACAAAGUAAACUCUGCAGAUGCAGCACUUAAUGAUUU